UGGGGAGAGGUUGUGCGCUCCGUCCGAUCGCCUUUGCAACUGUUACGAAAAUAUCCGUGGAUUUAGUUUUAGUGUAGACGUAUGUGUGUGUUUGUGUUUUUGUUGUGAUUGUAAUUGUAUGAGUGUUAAGGAUUUUACGAGCAGAUGUACACUGAAGUGAUGUGCGAGUGCGUCAUGGUGUGAUCAAGAUGAAGCUGUGGAAGAGCCUCAAGAUCUCGAUCGGCAAGACGGACGCUAAGGGCUAUCCACAUGAGCUGCCGCAGUGGAGCGAACAGGGAUAUGAGCUCGACGUGUUCAAAUCACAGACAUCGCUAUCAACUGAUUCGGGACUUUGCACCGAACGUGGCUUACGGAGAACCCACAUAGAAUUGGUCAAGCCUCCUGGGAAGCGAAUCGGUCUUAAGCUGGCAGGUCGUUCCGAACCAGGGGUAAUACCAUCCAUAGUGGGCUUCACCAAAGACUCCGUGGCCCACGAGUCAGACCGCUUGGCACCAGGUGACAGGAUCUGUAGCGUCAAUGGCAUCUCCACAGCACGGCUCACCAAUGAUGAAGUAUUGCGCUUAUUGGAUAACGUGGAAGAGAGGGCGUCGCUGGAAGUGGAGUACUAUAUGCCUAACUAUGCAUCCCAAAACUCCCUGUACAUAACAACGAAGCUAGCGGAAGUUCCUGUAGAGAAGAUAAACGGUUCCCUUGGCAUCACUAUACGAGGUGGUCACCCAGAGAACUCUGCUCCCAGCGCUGAUCUGGUUCUGAACAGCCGGUCACUGGAUGCUCAACCUCUGGUAGUGACCCAUGUUAGACCGGGAGGAGCUGCGUAUAACACAUCUAGAAUAAAACCUGGGGAUCGUCUGUUGAAAGUUGAUCAUAUAUCACUCACAAACAAAACGCUCUCCGAAGUACAUCAGAUCCUACAGAACUGCCCCCAAGUAACCAGCCUGACCAUCGAAUACGACGUGUCCAUCAUGGAAUCCGUGAAGCUGGCCACCGGACCCUUGCUCAUUGAGAUCGAGAGACCCUGUAAUGAGGACCUGGGUUUAUUUCUGAGUAAUCAAAGAUAUUCUGAUGACGUAUACAGUUCGGGGUCGGAUACGUAUCAGCGUGUAGGGAGUUCCAAUGCUAUUUAUAUUGAUAGCAUUCUACCGGCUAGCAUUAGUGACAGAUGUGGUGCUCUUCAUCCUGGUGAUCAGCUGCUAGCUUUCGACGACCACGUGAUCGAAGGCAGCAACUACACAGCUGAAGAAGUAAUGUGCUAUUUGGAAAACAGCGAGCCUGGUUACACGAGGCUGCAUAUCGCUCCACGGCAUAUACUGGCGCAUGGAGGCAGGUUUCCUAGAGAAAACUCAAUAUCCGGUACUUUGAACCCCAAGAAACAUCGCCAGCGGUUUCGACAGAGUUCCAUGCCAAAACUGGGUAUCCCUGAUGAUUAUGAUAAUCAACAGAACUACAUGAACAUGGGUAUAUGCCGAACGGAGUCCCUGAACAUACAAUUAGAAGUGCCUCCAGGGCAGAACAGCGGCUUGGUAGUACAUGAGGAAAACGCGAGUCUGAUUUUAUCACAUAUUGCACCGCAAUCACCGGCUUAUAGAUCUGGCUGCUUGCAAAUCAGAGACCGAGUCAUGUCCAUAAAUGGCCAUGAGAACCUCACCAUAGACGUUGCUAAUGAAAUACUCCAGAGGAGGAAUGACUCGCACAAUCCUAAGUACCUCACCCUGAAUGUUGAGUUCAGUAUGCCCAAUACUAUAGAAGCUUCUAGCGGUGUUUUCAAUGUUAAACUGGCGAAGACCACCGCUAGUUUAGGAGUUACUAUUACUGGAUGUAAACAAAAGUUACUAAGUAACGAAGAACCUAUGGUGAUAUCAGAUAUCAAGCCAGGGUCCGUAGCACACCGGAGCGGAGCACUUGCAGCUGGGGACCAGUUAUUAGCAAUCAACGGACAACCUCUUCAUAAUUUGUCACUGGACACAGCGUUCAACAUCCUCCAAAACUCUCCAGAAGAUAUAAUAACUUUGAAAAUUCGUAAACGUGAUUUGACAGAAGAUUGGUCGAACAUACAUAAACACAACGCUAAACUAGCGCUUCAAAGUUUUAGUAGUGUAGAAACAAAAGCUGUUAUUCAUAGUGAAGAAGAUUCUGGCCAUACAAAUAGUCCCAAUAAUUGUGGGAAAGAUAAUGGAAGACAUGUUGAAACAGCUGUGUUUAUGGCAGAGAUUAUAAGGCAAGAGGCUAAUGGUCCUCUGGGGUUGACGAUUGCUGGUAGCGAGGAUGUAACUCAACCUAUUUUGUUAAGUGGACUAAUUGAAGGUGGUCUAGCAGAAAAAUGUGGUAAAUUGGCAAUUGGUGAUGAAUUAUUAAGUAUAAACGGUGAAAGCGUCCUCAACAAGCCAUUAUCAGAAGCAAUUAAACUUCUACAGCAAAGUGGACAACGAAUACAGUUGCAACUGUGCAGAAAAGUUACUGGAGGAGCCGUUAUAGACUGCGGCGAAUCCAGCGUUAGGGACUCCAGCCAUUCCACAUCCAGUCCAGGGCUUUCCAAUGAUAGUGCCGUGGAAUCCUGGGACCAAAACACCCCUGUUCGCACUAGCGCUGCUUGUGGCAAUUCUGAAGUAAUCGAAUACGCCGUUCCAGACAAGACUCGAAUAAUAGAUAAGCAACCGUACUCCCCGACAGACGAAGACAAACUUAUGGCUUCCAAUUUUAAUACAUUUAUCCAAGAUCUGCCUUUACCGAAUUAUUCGCUUAAUAAUUCACUUAAGACUUUUCAUUACGAGAACACUUGUAUUAUACCAGAGAAUACGAUGAAGAAACAGAACACAAGAGAAGAUGAUGUACAGCAAAUCGAAAUAUUGACGAGUAAUAUGAAAGAUUGCCAGUUACAUAACAUGGAAAGGUCGUCGUGUAAAUGUGAUUACGUACAAAUGGGACCCUACAGUAUGGUUACGAAAGGAAGGCGACCGAAUUGGGAUUCUGAUUACCUCAAUAAUGGGAUAUAUACUGUGACAACGCCGCAGAAAUCACCUAUGAAAAAUGUGGCCGGUUCGAGUUUUCAAUUUUCAAGCCCGAUAUAUGAAAAUGAUGUGCCAGGUCUAUAUAGCAGUGAAACACUAUCCCCAGCACGUGGAUCUGUCCACCACGUGAUUCUAUAUAAAGACGCAAUUUAUGACGACUAUGGGUUUUCUGUGUCUGACGGAUUAUAUGAGAGGGGUGUAUACAUCAAUAGGAUAAGGAAGGGUGGGCCAGCUGAUAUUGUGGGGAUGUUGAGGCCGUAUGAUAGGAUUCUUCAGGUGAAUGGUACCCGGACUGUCGACUACGACUGCUGCCUUACCGUGCCUUUGAUCGCAUCAGCUGGUGACCGGCUCGAAAUAGUCGUACAAAGGCUAGCCACUUCUAGGGACCUCAAAAACAUCCGCAUAGAAGACAAUUCCAGCCCCAGUGAAAGUAGUAUAGUGACAAAAACUAUUUAGGGUAUAACCCGACUAUAAGUAUUGACACUCAAAUGUGCUAACUAUGAAGUGAUUGUAUGCAUAUUUUAUUUGUGCGUAUUAUAGUUGUAAAAAGUGUAGGUGCUCAAAGUAAUUUUAUCAGCUAUGUAUAUUGUGCAGUGAGCUUAUGUGGUGAUUAUUAUGAUAAGGUGUGAAUUUUUACAUUUUGACUUUCAAGCCUAAUAAGUGUGUGUUUUGAUUAGUUUAGGUACCUAAAGGAGAUAGAGAAAUAUAUCACAGAAUAUUCAUUUGAAAGUAACUAACGAAGUAAUUUAGAUAUGUAAAUUCUAAGUGUUCCUUAUGAUUCCACGAGUGUUAAAUAUAGGUUAUAAUAAUUGUAAUAAUUGAAUGUUUAUUUUAAGAUGUAUUUCCAUAGUGCCUGUAAAGAUUUUUUAGUACUGGCGCCAUGUCCAGAUUUGUGAAUCUAUCAAAAAUGUUUUUUUUUGUCGAUAGGGAAGCGCUUGACCACAAUCUCGUCUGAUGUUAAGCUGUGAUGUGGUCUAAGAUGGAACGCGCUUCCCUAGACCUUCUUUGAUGACCUUUUUAGAUAACUCAUCAAAAAUAUCAAGCAUAGACAAAUAUAUUAUAUCAACAACAGUUGGGUUAUAACCCUUACAAGCACAUAAAAAUUUGUAACACAUGAAUAAUGCAUACGUUAUACUUAUAGCUGUCACGCACACAAGGAUACCAGUUGGAUUUUUGCCAUGGUAAUUGCAACUCUAUGGGACUCAAUCAUAGAGUUGAAUAUUAACUCUAAUGUCACACACACAAGGAUAAACCCAGUUGGCCUAUUUUUGUUAAGGCAAUUGCAACUGUAUAUAGUCGAUCAAAGAGUUGAAUAUUAACUGUACUGUCACGCACACAAGGACUAUUCAUAUGUUUAUAUGACUAUUCAUUUAGCCUGUUUUUGUUAUGGCAAUUGCAACUCUAUAUAGUCGAAGAAAGAGUUGAAUAUUAGGUAACUGUACCUAGAUCUGCUUGUAAAUCAGAUGUAUCUUAUUUGCGCAAUACAAUACAGUUUAUACUUGUUAUCAUUUAUUCAGCAACAAAAUCUCAUUGUGACAAUGCAUUUUGUAAAUUAACUUGCUCAGAUAUCGUCGACUGCAUUUCGGUUUGGCUUUCAUCCAACCAGCUAUCUGUACUACUAAAAUCUUCCGAAAAUAUAGCAUUUUAAAUUGUGUUGCGCUAUAUUUCAAAAUAGAUUCUGGCAACUAUUGUGAAUCAUGCCAAAUGUCUGUUACAUUUAUUAUUUUUGUGACUUUUACCAUAUUCCGUAA
Messenger RNA from Colias croceus (clouded yellow), 4756 nucleotides. RefSeq names its product glutamate receptor-interacting protein 1 (gene Grip). Gene Ontology annotation, molecular function: protein binding. The record is from RefSeq and is a predicted model, not a curated record. The transcript has 18 exons. Bases 189 to 3461 code for a protein of 1090 amino acids. Gene Ontology annotation, biological process: neurotransmitter receptor transport, endosome to postsynaptic membrane. Lineage: Eukaryota; Metazoa; Arthropoda; Insecta; Lepidoptera; Pieridae.